AUGAAUUCAACAACAACAACAAAAACAAUCUUUGGAGUACUAUUAUUGGCUAUUACUAUUGGUUAUCUUGAAUCAUCAGUUGUACUUAGUACAAGAACAAUUACGGAAAAACAAGGUCGUGAUGUUGUAUUAUCAUGUCGAUUCGAAGGUCUUACCGAUCGCGAUCGAGUCAUGUGGUCAAAAGAUGGUGUUGUACUCUCUGUUAAUCAAGAAAUCUCAGGUGAUAAACAAAAAUAUGAAAUUAUAGGAAAAUAUGAUUUAAUUAUAAAAAUAAUUGCUGGAAAUGAUAGUGGACGAUAUCUAUGUCAAAACUUUGAUCAAGCUUUAUCAAUGACUAUUGUAUUAACGGUUUUAACACGUCCAACAAAACCGGAAUUAUAUCAGUCAAAUGAGACUUUAGUUGAAGAUAGUUUGGCAUUAUUUAUUUGUUCAACAGAAGGAGGUAAUCCAUUACCAACAUUUACUUGGUUAAUUAAUCAAAUGCCAAUAAAUGGAUCAUUAUAUACGGUUUCACCUAAUACAAGUGAAUUGCGUUUACCAUUAGAGAAACGUUUUCAUAAUCAACAAUUAAUAUGUCAAGUAAAUAAUCAAGCAUUAGAUAAUCCAUUAACUACUUCACGUAAAUUAAAUAUUCAAUAUAAACCUGAAAUAAAUAUUCGUCAUGGUCAAACAAUUGUCACAAAUCUUAAUUUACUUGUGAUUGAAAAUGAUCGAUUAACACUUGAUUGUCAAAUUCAAUCAAAUCCAUCAACAAUUGAACCAAUAACAUGGUUAAAAAAUGGAGCAUCUAUGACUGGUAUUAAUUCACCGUCACUUACAUUACAAACAAUCAAAAGAAAUGACGAAGGAGAAUAUACAUGUAUGACAUCAAAUCUAAUUGGUCAUAGUCAAGCAUCGGUUCAUAUUCGUGUUCAAUAUGCACCAAUUGUUCGAUUAAAUGGUGGUGGUAUUCUAUCUGAAAAUACACGUUUAGUAUUAACAUGUAUUGUUGAUGCAUUUCCAACAGUUGAUUCUUAUCAAUGGUUUAAAGAUGAUAUGAAAUUAAAUAUUAGUUCAUUAACAUCAUCCUUAAUUAUUGAUAAAGUAUCGAAAUACGAUGCAGGAAUUUAUACAUGUCUAGCAAAAAAUACUUUGAAAUAUUCCAAUGGAAGUACAAUUGAAAAAUUUGAUAAAACACAAACACGUGUCACAAUUGAAUAUGCACCAAUUGUUAAUACAUUAACACCAAUUAUUGCAUCGGAUCCAUUUACAUUAAAUACAAAACUUCAUUGUCAAAUUGAUUCAUAUCCUGAUUCAACUAUUAUAUGGACAUAUAAUAAUCGACAAUUAUUUCAAUCAAAUAAAUAUUCUAUUCUACAAAAUAAAACAUCUUCAUAUUUAAUAAUUCAACAAUUACAAUCAAAUUUCGAUUAUGGUCUUUAUACAUGCAAUGCAUCGAAUAAACUAGGACAAAAUUCAACAACUAUACAAUUAAGAUCAAAAGAUGUACCUGAAACACCAACAAAUGUUAAUAUAACGAGUAUAACAUAUUCAUCGAUUAGUUUACAAUGGCAAGCAGGUUUCGAUGGAGGUUGGCCACAAUCUUAUUGGGUUUCACUUAAUAACUCAUUAUGGAAAGAAACAAAUGAAAGUUAUUAUGCAUUUAUAAAUCUUCAACAUUCACAAAUAUAUAAUAUUACAAUUCGAGCACAAAAUCGUUUAGGUCAAAGUCGAAAUACGACAUCAAUAAGUGUACAAACUAAAAAUGUGCCAAUAGAAAAAGAAGAAUUACCACAAAUUGAAUAUUCAACAAUACAUUUUUCUGAUGAUACACUUGAUUAUCGUUUAAAUAAUUUAAGUUUUCUGUCUUUAAAAGUUCCAUUAUGCAUUCGAAUUGAUAUUUUUAAUCGAUCAAAUAUUUGUGAACGUAUUGUAACAUCAAGUGGAAUUAUUAAAUUAGAUAAAAAUGAUUUAUUAAAUGUUCAUAAUGUAUCAAUAUGUCUUGAUCAAUAUGAAGAUUAUUGUGGACAAGUUAUUCCAGUUGAGACAAAACGAGAAAUUGCAUUUAAUUGGAUAUUUAUUUUAAUUGCUUCGAUUAUUGUUGUUUUUUUUCUUAUCCUAUGUGGUCUUUGUAUAUUUUGUCUGAUACAAAAUCAUAAACGACGGCGAAAUCAUAAUCAUAAUAUGCUUACGUCAUCAAUUAAAAAACCUCCAAUAGUCAUUGAAUCUAUUCAUAGUCCAACAAAAUUAUUUUCAUAUCCGGAACAACAAUUACAUUCGUCAUUUUCUAAAAUAGCUGAAAUUCAAAAACUCGAUCAAUUUAAAGAUAAACAAACAAAUCGAUUAAUUGUGACAACAACAUCAUCAACAGCGGCAGCAACAACAAAUGCUACAAACGGACAUUGUUCAAGUAGUACGAGUGGUUCAAGUGAUCCAAUAUUAUUAUCAAAUCCAAACUCAUCGUCGUUAUCAGGCAGUGAUCAGUUAACAGUUACAGAUUUUUAUCCAUCAACAAAUCCAACAGAUCUAUCCUAUAAAUCAUAUACAAAUCCAAAUGAUUUACCAUUAUCAACUGCACAAAAUGAUUUACUUUGGACACAAUCACAAUAUGGCAGUUAUGGUUUUCCAUUUUAUACAACAGCAUCACAAAAUAUACAUGAAAUUGUCUCAAAUAAACACGUAAAGGAAGAUAGUGCUGAAAGUGGUUAUUCAACACCAUCAAAAACUCAUUAUCAAAGCAAGAAAACUGUCUACGAAGUGGUCGUAUAA
Messenger RNA from Adineta steineri, 2748 nucleotides. Lineage: Eukaryota; Metazoa; Rotifera; Eurotatoria; Adinetida; Adinetidae. The record is from the annotation of a GenBank genome assembly.